Molecule: messenger RNA, 1149 nt
Organism: Haliotis rubra (blacklip abalone)
Lineage: Eukaryota; Metazoa; Mollusca; Gastropoda; Lepetellida; Haliotidae
Product: collagen alpha-1(VIII) chain-like
Exons: 3
Coding region: 16-813 (265 amino acids)
Source: RefSeq, a predicted model, not a curated record
GGAUAUGUAGGACGCAUGGCUGACGAUUCGGUGACAGAGGAGUAUGGCCCCCGUGAUAAAAGGACCGGAUCGCGGGUCAGCGGUUAUUCCGCCUGCCGACUUCUACCGGGUUACAUCAUGUCUUUCUUUCCCUUUCUCUUGGCCCUGACGCUCUCACCAUGCUUAGUGGGAGCUCAGACGAUGGGCGGAAUAAGUGGCAUGCCAGGAAUGGGUAUGCCAGGUGGUAUGCCAGGUGGUAUGCCAGGUGAUAUGUCAGGAAUGGGUAUGCCAGGUGGUAUACCGAUGGUCACCCCAAGUGGUAUUCCAGGAAUGGGUAUGCCAGGUGGUAUGCCGAUGGUUACCCCAAGUGGUAUUCCAGGAACGGGUAUGCCAGGUGGUAUGCCGAUGGUUACCCCAAGUGGUAUUCCAGGAAUGGGUAUGCCAGGCGGUAUGCCGAUGGGUACCCAGAGUGGUAUGCCAGGAAUGGGUAUGCCAGGCGGUAUGCCCAUGGGUAUGCCAGGGGGACUGAUGGGUGGUAUGGCAAGUGCUAUAAUGGGGAGACGAGGGUCAAGCUUCCGCAGGUCGCCAUUCUACCUCGGGGCAAAGCAGCUGGGCUGUUCUUACGGAAUCGAUAUGGAGUCCAUGCUGCGCUUCCUCCUCCCCCGAGGGUGUUCCCCGGGGUUUGACUUCUGCCCCGCCAAGUUUCGUGGACGGCGGUGUGUGCAGGCAGGGGCUAUUGGAAUGUGCUGUCCUCUAUACGUAAACAAACGAGCAAUCGAUUCAACAGCAAACAUGAUAUUGAUGACGAAAAUGGCAGAAAUGUUCGCCGUCUAGAUAAUUAACUGUUAUAUCAGCGUAACGUUUGACUUGUGCUACUCCUGAAGAUAACUGAAGAACAUCGCCUCAUUAUAAAUCACCAUCAACAGGAUCUAUAAGAGACUAAACAGCAACUGACUUCUUUCACUGCAGUGAACCGUGCAACAACAAACACUCACCUUGCCGCAUUCAACAACAUUGUUUUUCUAUUCGUCUUCGACUAUUCACUCCAUAAAAACAGUUUAUCCCUCUGAAUCACUGUGGGAUCUCCAAACGUCAAGCGUUGACUGUUCAAUGUCUACAAAGUUACGCCUACAUCAACACACCUCCACAAACAUGAACUAUCAAUAAAAA